This is a messenger RNA of Diabrotica virgifera virgifera (western corn rootworm), 12679 nucleotides long. It is a transcript of the gene Kdm5, whose product is annotated as lysine-specific demethylase 5C. Gene Ontology annotation, molecular function: histone demethylase activity; DNA binding. The record is from RefSeq and is a predicted model, not a curated record. The transcript is spliced from 10 exons. Gene Ontology annotation, cellular component: nucleus. The coding region runs from base 420 to 2609 and encodes 729 amino acids. Gene Ontology annotation, biological process: chromatin remodeling. NCBI's taxonomy places the organism in Eukaryota, Metazoa, Arthropoda, Insecta, Coleoptera, Chrysomelidae.
GUCGGUUCGUCGGUUCGUUUCGUUGGUAUCCAUGUAGAAUCUAGAAUUAAGUUGUCGUUGUUUUAAUAUUAAAACAUAGUAAUGGAGGUGUUAACUAUCUUAAACCUAAGUAAUGUAUACAGUGAAAUAUUCUUAUGUACUUCAUCCCGAAUAAUUUCGGCUAAAUAAUUAUUUGUGAAGGACAUCCGUUGCUGUAAAGAUCACCUUUAUCGGAACUGGAUUUAUUGUAACAAUUACCUCAUUCCUGUUCCUGUUAGUUGCGUUUCGGCUAGUACAUGUGGCUUACCCAAAUGGUCAUUACAUUUUUAUGUACAAAUCAGAUAUGUACAUUGCUGUUUAUAAAAAACACUCCCUGUUAAGGAACAUUGUAAGUAAAACUAAAAAACUUUAAACAGUGUUGAUGUCAACUAAUACAUAACAUGAAUAAUAGAGUUGAGAAGCCGACCACUAGCAGUAGCAAACUACACAAAGUAAAGAAGCCUCCAGGUAUUUCCAAGAUUAGUCCAAAAAUAUUUAGAAACAUGACAAGCAAAGUUCCUCCAUCCCUCCAUGGCCAACAAAAAGAAGAAAGUUUUGUUUUUCAGGAACCUGAAGAAGCUAUGAUACUUAGACCUACAAGGGAGGAAUUUGAGGACCCUCUUGUGUUUAUUGCAACAAUAAGACCCUAUGCAGAAAAGUAUGGAAUAUGUAAAAUAAUACCACCUGCAGACUGGAGACCAUCAUUUGCAGUUGAUGUUGAUAACUUUAAGUUUACUCCUAGGGUUCAACGAUUAAACGAACUUGAGGCAAAAACCAGGAUAAAUUUUAAUUUCUUAGAUCAAAUAGCCAAAUUCUGGGAUCUACAAGGAUCAUCUCUUAAACUCCCUAUGAUCGAAAACAAGCUCUUGGAUUUAUAUACCUUGCAUUGUAUUGUGGAAAAAUGGGGUGGAUAUCAAAACGUACUCAAAGAUAAAAUGUGGCAGCAAGUUGCACAAUUAAUGGGCCUCCCAAUGAAAAAAGGUGUUGGAGCUAUGUUGAAACUGCAUUAUGAAAAAGUGCUGUACCCAUAUGAUUUAUUCAAAUCUGAUCAAUCCAAUGAUGUAAAAUCAGACAAAAAGGCUUCAUCAGACUUAAAAUUUGAAGGUAACAAUGUAGAUAAAAGAAACAAAGACUAUAAGCCGCAUAGUAUUGAAAGCCGAAUGCAGAUUAAACCGUCCCCUGAGGUAAACCCUAGGAGAACAAAUAGAUUCGACAUAGAUGAACUGUCAAGUUAUACUUGUGGUAACUGUCAUCGUGGUGAUGAUGAAGAGUGCAUGCUACUUUGCGACGGUUGUGACGAUAGUUAUCAUACCUAUUGUUUAAUACCGCCUCUCGUGGAAAUACCAGAAGGAGACUGGAGGUGUCCCAAAUGUGUGGCCGAAGAAGUCUCCAAGCCUAUGGAAGCAUUUGGAUUCGAACAGGCCAAGAGAGAGUACACACUUGAAAAGUUUGGGGAGAUGGCCGAUCAAUUUAAGUCUGAGUAUUUUAAUAUGCCUGCACAUAAAGUACCUCUCGAAACGGUAGAACAAGAAUACUGGCGUAUUAUGUCAACAAUUGAUGAAGAUGUAACAGUUGAAUAUGGAGCAGAUUUACAUACCAUGGAUCAUGGUUCUGGUUUUCCUACAGCUAAUUCUGCAAAUUUAUCAGAACUUGAGAAACAGUAUGCGGAAUCUGGGUGGAAUUUGAAUAAUUUGCCCGUUUUACCAGGAUCUGUACUAGGUCACAUCAACGCAGAAGUAUCCGGAAUGAAAGUGCCUUGGAUGUACGUCGGAAUGUGUUUUUCCACAUUUUGUUGGCAUAACGAGGACCAUUGGAGUUAUUCGAUCAAUUAUUUGCAUUGGGGAGAACCUAAAACUUGGUAUGGAGUUGCUGGUAGGCAGGCAGAAGAUUUCGAAGAAACUAUGAAGUCAGUAGCACCAGAAUUAUUUCAAGCUCAACCUGAUUUACUUCACCAAUUAGUUACAAUAAUGAACCCAAACAUAUUGAUGAACAAUGGUAUUAAAGUGUAUAAGAUGAAUCAACAUGCUGGUGAAUUUAUAGUAACGUUUCCUCGGGCCUAUCAUGCAGGAUUUAACCAAGGGUAUAACUUUGCCGAAGCAGUCAACUUCGCUCCCGCUGAUUGGUUAAGCGUAGGUCGUGAAUGCGUUUUACAUUAUUCUAAUUUGGGAAGAUUCUGUGUUUUCUCCCAUGACGAAGUUGUGUGCAAGAUGACAUUGAAUGCCUCGCAGUUAGAGUAUACCCUUGCAGUUGCUACUUAUAGUGAUAUGUCAGUGAUGAUAGAAAUAGAGAAAAAAUUGAGACAGACUCUAGCAGAUUCGGGCAUUACAAAAUCGACUGCAGAACCGUUUGAGUCACUUCAUGAUGACGAAAGGCAAUGUGAAAUUUGCAAAACCACGUGUUUCUUAUCCGCCAUUACAUGUGCGUGCUCUAUCGACAAACUAGUUUGUCUUAGACACUUUAAAAAUUAUUGCGAAUGUCCCCCUAAUAGUAAAACUUUGAGGUACAGGUACAGUAUAGACGAACUUUCAAAUAUGCUUCAAAACUUGAAGAAGGUGAUAACAGAAUCGCGUGAUACCUGGAUUGUAGUGUAACGUGAGGUUUAAACUAGAGAUUACCAAAGAAAUAUUAAACAGUUUGCUCGAGAGUUUCGUCAAGAAGCUAAUAUUAGAAGGUUUCUCAAGUCUGGUUUUGAGAAAUUUAUUGCUGAACUAUAAGUACUGAAAUAUAUACUAAAGUUAUGGAAGAAAUACGUCUCUAAAAUGUUCGCUUGACAUUUGACUGAUUAUAGGGUAGCCCUCGUAUUUCUCUAUAGAUCAUUUUACGUUAAGGACAGAACGUUGAUUAGAUAGGCCAAUGUAUUUCUUAUGGACGAUAGAAGCGCAUCGAUGCCGCUUCUAUCGUAUCGAGAACGAAUCGUAUAUAGGCAGUCUAAUAGCAAUACGUACCUAAAAAUUUUGGCAACAUGGCAUGAUUUGCAUAAGCCAAACGUUCCGUACUUAACGUGAAAUAAAGUAUAGGUAAGUUUAAAGGGUGAUUCAUUUAGAGGUACUUUUUUUGGUGGGGAUUUGAUUUAGACGGAGAGGCAGCGCUGAAAAAUCUCUUUGAAUUUACUAAAGCUAAAUUUUUCACAGUUGAUUACUGUGAGUGUGUAGAGAAACAUACUGCGGUCGGUCAAGCGAAACGUAGAACAGGGGUUACUGAGAGGGUAUCAAAGUUGCUUUCCUACGAAGGUAAUUAAAUCCAUUUACUAAGGCUGAAAAUCAGUACACACAUUCUAAAUUAAAUAUAAAUAAAAGUUAUUAUAGUCGGUCAGCUGUAUGACGGGACAGAGCCGGUCGGUUGGCCCCAAUGAAUGUACAGGGUUAUUCACUAUAUUUUGACCCCCUUGUAAACUGCUUUAUUUACAGAAUUAGAAAAAAAUGUAAAAUACAAAAGUUAUUCGAUUUUUAAUUAUUAUUUUUUGAUAUUAAUAUCGUACUAGUGACGUCAUCCAUCUGGGCGUGAUGACGUAAUCGACUAUUUUUUUAAAUGGGAAUAGUGAUCGUGUGCUAGCUCAUUUGAAUGGUUAUUUAAUUCUUUAUACAGUACUAUAAACAUUAAGAUCAUUAUUUAUACAGGUUGUGCAAAAAUUUUUUUUGAAUUAUUAAUCAAUUAAUUUAAUUUAGAAUUUUUUUUGAACACCCUGUAUAAUUAAUCAUGUUAAUGUUUAUAUUACUGAAUAGGAAAUUGAAUAACCUUUCAAAUGAGCUAGCACUCGACCCCUAUUCCAAUUUAAAAAAAUAGUCAAUUACGUCAUCACGCCCAAAUGGAUGACGUCACUAGUACGAUAUAUAUGUCAAAAAUCACAAUUUAAAAAUCGAAUAACUUUUGUAUUUUACAUUUUUUUCUAAUUCUGUAAAUAAAGAAGUUUACAAGGGGGUCAAAAUAUAGUGAAUAACCCUGUACAUUCAGUGGGGCCGACCGACCGGCUCUGUCCCGUUAUACAGCUGACCGACUAUAAUAACUUUUAUUUAUAUUUAAUUUAGAAUGUGUGUACUGAUUUUCAGCCUUAGUAAAUGGAUUUAAUUACCUUCGUAGGAAAGUAACUGUGAUACCCUCUCAGUAACCCCUGUUCUACGUUUCGCUUGACCGACCGCAGUAUGUUUCUCUACACAAUCACAGUAAUCAACUGUGAAAAAUCUAGCUUUAGUAAAUUCAAAGAGAUUUUUCAGCGCUGCCUCUUGGACUAAUUGGAGAUCGUGCAUGAAUCGUAUCACGUUGCGUUUUUAUUCAGUAUUGUUUGACAUUUCAUCCUAAAAAGACUUAGCCCUUCACAGCGUCUAGAAAUUAUUCAGUUGUAUUACGAAAAUAGGCGUUCUAUGAGGAAUGUGUUUCAAGCGCUUAGAGCAACUUAUGGUCCACAUAGUUGGCCUACCUAACGCACAAUUCGCUAUACCAGUAUCAGUAAGUUUGAAACCCAGUUUUCACUAUUGGAUAACACGCUGCCAAAUAGACCACGUUCAGCACGUACUGAAGAGAAUAUAGCGGCGGUAGCGGAUGGUGUCCGCAAAAAUAAUGAAGAAUCGAUUCGUCGCGGUUCCUAACAGCUUGGCUUGUCGUAUGCAUCAAGUUGGCGUAUUUUACGUAAGGAUAUUGGUUUAAAAGCAUACAAAAUUCAAGUAGUGCAAGAUCUGAAGCCAAUUGACCUUCUGUGUCGUCUCCGUUUCAGUCGAUGUGCUCUUGAUAAGCUUGCAGAAGGUCCACUGUUUUCAAAAAAAAAAUUCUGCUCAUUUUUGCUUAAUGGAGACAUAAAUAAACAAAAUAUCUAUAUUUGGGGUGAUUAGCAGCCCGAAGAGGUUCAAGAGUUGCUAUUACAUCAAGAAAAAAACAACUGUUUGAUCUGGUUUCUGGGCCGGCCGUAAGAAUCGUCGUGGAAUCUAAAACUGAGGCCGGCCAGAAUGUUACUCUGAAUGGAGACCAUUAUCGCGCCAUGAUAACGGACUACUUGGUGCCUGAAAUUUAAGCACGUCGUCCCAACAAGAUGGCGCCACUUGCCAUACAGCCAGUGAAAGUAUGGCUUUACUGCGAGAACGAUUCUGUGAGCUAUUUAUCACGCUUUGGAUCAGCGAAUUAGCCACCUGUAUCCUGUGACAUCACACCUCCAGACUUUUUCCUUUGGGACAACUUAAAGUCCAAAGACUACAUGAAUAAACCUGCUACGAUUGAGGUAUUGGAGACAAAUAUUACUCCAGUCAUUGGUCAAAUGCCAAUCGAAAUGCGUCAUCGAGAAUUGGAACUUCAGAAUGGACCAUGUUAACCUCAUUGACGGUCAAUAUUUGAAAAAAAAUUAUCUUUAAGAACUAAUUGUUUUCUUUUGUAUGAUAGAGAUGUUCAAAUAAAAUUCAUUUUUUUUUCAUUGUCUCUUUCAAAAAGUUGCCUCUAAAUGAAUCACCCUUUAUUUUCAAGCAGCGAUGAGGCUAUAAUUUGUAAUGUGGAUUAGACGUGCAGUGUUAGGUAUUAAAUAUAUAAUGUAAAAAUAUUCGUGGACGAUAGUAAUCGUGUUUCAUCAAAGAUUUUGAGACACCAGCAUUGUACUCAUUAUUUCUCAAACCCGUAGAUAAUGUUGGUAUCAUUAUAUUGAUUAUUUAUUCUUAAGCUAUAUUCUUAUAUUUUUUUAUCGAUAUAAUCCUUCUUAAGCAUUACAUACAUCCAUCCACUACUUGUUGCGACAUAUAUUUCGCAACACAACAUCACAACUUACCUAUAUAAUUUAAGAGGCUACAUCAGCGAGUCAUCAAGACGGAAAACGCGUUCCAAGAUUGCAGCUUUAAUUUGGAAUAUUUUGUUGAGUUGUUUGUCACACAUAUACGUAAUAUAGUAACGAAUGGCGGUACAGGGCCCAAUUUGAGAAAUAUGAUGUUAUGUGGAAAUUACUGUAUAAUUAAAUAAAAUAUUACAAAAACGAGUCUGUACCGCCAUUAAGAAGAAGAAACUUUUAUCCCAUGCCUACAUUUUGUGUCACCCUGGAACUACUAAAAUCGAUUAUUUAAACUUACGUGCAUAGAAAUCGGCCCACUUAAAAAUUUGGUCAUUUUUGAUGUCUCAUAUAUCCUAAACCUGUUGGCCGAUUUAAGUGAUUUUUUGAACAUGUUAUAGCCUGAUUCUUUAAAAGUACCACUGGAAUAAUAUUAUUGCUAAACAGGUAAAUUUUCAUUGUAUACCGGGUGUAUCAAUCAAAUUGUGUUUUGUUCUCAAAGUUCGCAUCACCCUGUUGAAUAUUCUAGCAUUUAUAAAAUACUGAAAUUAAAACCCAACUAUAGCCUCAGCUUUUCUUAACAUUACGUUUUUUUAUUUAUUCGUUUGUUGGGUAAUAAAAAAGUUAGGUACUUUAACAACUAGACAUGUUCUUCAUCAAUACACGGUGUUUUUAAAUAAGUGCGACAAACUUUAAGGGGUAAUUCUGCCUGAAAAAAAAUGACAGUUGGCUUUAUAAACGUAUGUCCGCAAAUGUUUCGUUUUCGAGAUACGGGCUGUUGAAUUUUUUCUUACAAACUGACGAUUUAUUUAUUGCUUUAAAACCAGUUGAGAUAUGCAAAUGAAAUUUGGUAGGCUUUACAGAUACUUAUUGCGGAUUUUUUGAUAUAAAAUUAAGAAUUUUAUAUUCACCAUUAGCGUGCAUACGGGUAAUAUGAUCGGUCAUAUUACACGUAUGCGCGCUAAUAGUAAAUAUUAAAUUCUUAAUUGUACGUCAAAAAAUGUGCAAUAACUACGUCUUAAAACCCACCAAAUUUCAUUGGCAUAUCUCAACCGGUUUUAAAGCAAUAAAAUAAAUCGUCAGUUUGUAAGAAAUAAUUCAACAUCCCGUAUCUCGGAAACGAAACAUUUGCGGACAUACUUUUAUAAAGCCAACUGUCAUUAUUUUUUCAUGCAGAAUUAUCCCUUAAAGUUUGUCGCACUUAUUUAGAAACACCGUGUAUUGAUGAAGAACAUGUGUAGUUGUUGAAGCACCUAACUUUUUUAUUAUCCAACAUAAACGAAUGAAUAAAAAAACAGAAUGUUAAGAAAACCUGAGGCUAUAGUUGGGUUUUAAUUUCAGUAUUUUAUAAAUGCUAGAAUAUCCCACAAAGUGAUGCGAACUUUGAGAAAAAAAAAACACAGUUUGAUUGGUAUACUCGGUAUACAAUGAAAACUUACCUAUUUAGCAACAAUAUUAUUACAGUGGUAUUGUUAAAGAAUCAGACUAUAACAUGUUCAAAAAAUCACUUAAAUCGGCCAACAGGUUUAGAAAAUAUGAUACAUCAAAUAUGACCAAAUUUUUAAGUGGGCCGAUUUCUAUGCACGUAAGUUUAUAACAAGAUCUCGAACUUAACUGACUGAUUUGGCAACAGAGAAAUAGUCACCGUCAUCACAAUGUAUAUUAUCACAAUAUUGUGCCCUCGUCUUUGAUAUGGUCCAAUUCAAACAAUUAGACGUGCAUGUCAUACAUUUAAUGACCUCAUAACCCACUGGUAUAAACUUAACGGCAAACAAAUUCAACAAAUUUUUCUCAUAUAUUAGUUUUUUCGCUACUGUCAAGUUUAGCAGGAAAGCAUUGUUGACAAAUAAAAACAUAUUUAUUUACCACAACAGCUACCGGCUAUACUGUUUCUCUUAGCCAGAUGUCGCUAGACACCUACUCCAUAAACGUCAGUUGCAAUGCGGGGGGAUAAGCUCUCGGAGUUUCGUCACUUGGGGCAGACAGCAGCAGACUCUGGGGCAAAAUCGUCGAUUUAGAGUGCUGGUUUGCGCUCCCUGUUCUAAGUCAAAAAUAAGACAGUUUUGCCUUCGCAUUGCAACUGAAUAAAAAUGGUAUACAUUUUUAUUUUGUUUUAAAUUCUGUUACUUUGGUUUCUCGAUUUUAAUAUUGAUGAUGCCAGAGCUGGGCAAUACCCGGGUACAAGUAUCCGAAUUUUGUACUCUAAGUACAUUUUGAGUAGGUACUCAGUACCCAGUACCCGAGUACAUUUUCAAUAAAGUACUCGGUACUCGUACUCGUAACGUAUGGGUAAAAUACCCGGUACCCGCAAAACGCCGUUUUCAGUAUCAGUCCAUUCGUAAAGUCAAGCAAACGCCUAUUCUCUUAUGCCAUAAUAAUUAAUAGCCCUCGAAGGAAUGCUCUGAAGAACUGAUGAAACUUUGAAAAAUUAGUUAUCUUGAAAGCCAAUAAAAUUAAUCAGUGAGUGUGAGUGGUGUUAUACUGAUUACAGUAAAACCUGUGUUACCGGCCACCUUCCAAAAUCGGCCACUUUUACUUACGGCCGGUUUCAAAAUUCCACAAACCAAUUACGUAUAUGUAUAUUCCCUUAUUUAUGACCUGCUAUUUACGGUCACCUUUAUAACACGGACGCGGCCAAAUAAUAACAUAUUUUUAAAGCUCAUUUUAUGGAAAUUGAAUGUAAAUGUCGGCCAAAAUAAUUUUGUCUAUUUGUUGAUCCUAAUCUACCUAAACAGGAGAUUAAAUAACCUGCAUCGGGUCGGUGGUAGAAUAGAAUAGAAUAGAAAUAUGCUUUAUUGUCACUGAAAAUUAUACAAUUUUAUGGACAAAGCUUAACAUAGAUUCACGAAAAAGAUAUACAUAACAAUAACAAUAACAAAUACAAUUUUAUAAAAUUAGAUAAAUCGUCAAUAAAAAAAAUAUAUAAACAAGUUAAAAAAAAGUGAAGUAAAAAAACAAAAACCAAUAUAUUGCAAAAUUACUAUAAAUUGCAAAAUUGAACCUACAACAUAAUAUAAUAAAACACAAACAAAGGAACUAAUAAGUUUAAGCUGCUGUAUGUGACACCCAAAUAUAGAUAAAUACACUUUAGUUACUUGUACAUUACUGUGAUUUCUUAGUUAGUCAUUAAGAAACUCUUCUACUGAAUAAUAUGGUCUUUUAGAUAAAUGAGCUUUUGUCAUUUUACGGAACUUGAGAAAGGAUGUUGCAGAUUUAAGUUGUAAAGGGAGAUGGUUGUAUAGUUUUUUUGCGGAAUAUAGUAUAGAUUUCUUUACUAACUCAGAAGACGGGAUCGGUAAAUAGACAUCAAAAGUUGAAUUUCUGGUGGAGUAGUCAUGAUGAGGCCUUGCUGGAAAGACAUGCAUGUGUUUACGAAUUAAGCAAACAGUUUCUAAAAUAUACAAAGAUGGAAGGGUUAAAAUUUCGUGAUCUUUAAAGUAACUUCUGCAGUGGGUUGUUCUUCUGAGGCCAAACAGAUAUCUUAUUGCUCUUUUUUGUAAUUUGAAAAUAACAUCAAAUUGGGCAGCUGUACUAGACCCCCAAAAAGGAAGACCAUAUCGAAGAUGAGACUCGAGUAAAGAAAAAUAUGUUAUUUUAGAAGAUGCUAAAUUGAGUUCCUUCGAAACAGAUCUUAUGGCAUAGCAGGCCGAGGCGAGUUUCUUACUUAACAAAUCGAUAUGAAGGGACCAUUUGAGGUUGCUGUCUAAAAGAAUACCAAGAAAUUUUACAGAAUCAACGGUAGAGAUCUGGCUGCUAUUCACAAGCAGGGGUUGAAGAGCACCUUUAUAUGAUAAUGCUACCGUUUUAUCCACGUUAAAGGAGAGUAAAUUAGAGUCAGACCAGGUUUUUAUCGUAAGAAGAUCAGAAGUUAUAGUUGCAUGAAGAGUUGCAAUAGUUGAGUUGCUCCAAGUGAUACUGGUAUCAUCAGCAAAAAGAAAAAUUUUUCCAUCGAUUUUUAAAUUAGUGAUGUCAUUUAUAAAGAUCAGGAAAAGUAGAGGACCCAAUACUGAACCUUGUGGUACUCCACAUAUAAUGUUUUUGAGACUAGAGUCAGUAUCAUUUGCUCUAACCAAUUGUUUCCUAUUAUCUAAGUAAGAUUUAAAUCUGUGGUCACAAGGUUCUUAAAAUCCCAUAAUAAAAUGUCGUAAAAGCGUUGUAAAAGAGAAACGUUUGUCACUAUUUAUCAGUAUGAUUUAAAUUCACAAAAGUUGGCCGGAAAAUAUGGUGUAAAAACUCAAAUUAUCAAAAGAUAUAAAAAAUAAAAGUGAGUUGAAAAAUUCUUUAAAAAAGCUUAACAUCAAUCUGUUUUUUCCGUAGUAUAGUAUGUACCUACCUAGUUUUGUUUUAUAUUAGGAUAUUAAAGCCGUUUUAGUAGUUUCCGUUUAUGUAUAGAAUUAUAUUUGCUUUUAUUAACAAAAUAAACAAAGUUCCAAUUAUCUUUUAAGUAUUUGUGGACUGCAAAAACUGGAAAUACCGGCCACCUUUCUAUAUCGGUCAAUAGUUCCUUCAUUUUUGGUGGCCGUUACUGACAGGUUUUACUGUAUUAAUCAAUGAUCAAUUUUUAAAAUUCUUAUUUUUUUAUUUAAGUUGGAAUUGUACGUUAUUUUAUGUUUUCAUGACUCAUAAAUAAAUAUGUUUAGAGAGGCAGAGAUAAUUAUUACCUUCUUACCUUUUUUCGGGUUCUAUAUUCAAAUUUACUUGAAAUAAGUACCCGAGAACUUCGGGUAAUUGUACUUUGAGUAUUGUACUCUGAGUACUUUUUUUGAGCAAUGUACUCGGUACUCUGUAUUCGUUCCUCAAAUAUGAAAAAUACCCGGUACGCUGUACCCGAGUACAAUUUAUCAGUACCCGGUCCAGCUCUGGAUGACGCGCUGAUGUAGCCUCUUAAAUGAAUAGUGUAGUACAGAUAACGUCAACUGUACAACAAACAAUACUUUGCAUAAUCUCGCGCACAAUUGGUCUGGUAAAAAUACAGUCGUAUGCACUGUUUACUAGAUGCAGCUAGAACGUAAAAUAUAUUAAAUAAAGGUGAUUUUUCUAUGGAUGCUAUACAAUGUUCAACUUCUCACACUACUUACAUACAUUCAAUAAGAACAAUUUGUUGGCCAUUGCAGUGAGAAAUAUUUUUUCUCACGGGUUCCCCUACGGUUUAUAUACAUAUGGCCGCCGUUUCCAUGGUAACAUGCACAAUAAUUAAUGUUGUCAAAAAAACGUGUUGAAGCCAAACUUACCAGGAAUUACCUUUCAAAACUGCUUAAAAAUAACUUAAUUAGAAUUUCAAAUAAAUAACGUAUAUAAAUUUUAAGAAUAAUAAAUACCUACUAAAAUAUGUAUUUUAUUUCAAUUUAUGCAUAUAAUAUACCUAAAAGCACCUAAAUUAUUUAAGUUUGAACACUUGACAAAACCGCAUCCAUAGAAAAAGUACAGUGUACAACACAUGAGAAAAUGACAUAUUUCUCCCUCGCUUGAUUUGCGGCCCUCGCCUCGUGCCAACAAACUUCUGCGCUCGUGAGAAAUAUGUCUUUUCUCUCACUUGUUGUACAAUAUACUAUUUUUUAAUUUUCAAUGAAUUUUGAAUGUACAUAUAGUAAAAGUAUGAAAAAUGGUUAAACAUUUCAGUAAGAUAAAAGUAAAGCUAUUUGAUGGGACAAAAAACAAUAAUACCUUCAUAAUACAAUUUGCCACAACAGACAAACUGUUUUGAUUGUACAAAAGGUUUAUUCAGUUCUCGGUAUUGAUCAGUUUAAUAAAAUGUAUUGUAAAAAGUAUUCAAAUAAUAUACGAAAGUAUAAUACAGUGAGAAAUAAUUACAUACUAAUAAACAGUCCUAAUCUCAUGUGCUCAUCUGAUUAAAGAAUUUUAUUGGAAGCAUUUUAGCGAUAUAAUAAAGAUGAUGAUUGCAAAAGAAACAGAGAGUUAAUGGAAAAUGUGCUCGCUAACAUCCAUUAGUGGAUUUGCAUCUAAAGAAGAAGAAAAAUAAUAAUAAAGAUGAGUAAGACUGUGAAAAAAUGUCUGCCGAAAAUAGUACUCUCAAGAAAGCCAAAUCAAAGAGAAGGAAAGGUAGACCAAAAAAUAGGUAGAAGAGCUGCAUAUGGAAGAUAGACAAAGAAGUAACAUUCAGAACUGGAAAUAAAAAGCCUUGGAAUUAAAAUAAUUAAAACCAAGGUAUUUUAGCCCUAGGCCUCCAAGGUCUGUUGAGCUUUAUAAACACUACAUUAUCAUGUAUUGACAGGUUUAUGUAUUAAAAAAGUAACCAUCAUGCUCUGUACCUUCAUCUUUAUGCAAGGUAGAUUUCACCUAGUACUGUACCAGCGUUAAACUGAUAUGGAGUUAGACUGUUACGAUGGUUAGGCUUAGAGCAAGUUCAGAAUUGCUGAAAAUUAGAAUUAGAAAUUAUGAGAGUGAAGUCUUUGUAAGCAGUAGAAGAUGGUCAAAGAGGACAUAGGGUGAUACUGUUAGAUCUAACUGUUAUGAUCCCAAGAUAGACAUGUAAAAUAUACUAUAAAAGAUAGGAAAUACAAAUUUUUUCAUAAUUUCGACUGUUUUUUUUUUGUGUGAUGUAGGUAUCUUGGUUGUAAAUAUUUUGUAAAUACAUUCGAUAUUUUUUUAUUUAAAAUAUAUUUAAAUAGUUUUAAGUUGAAUCAGCAAAGACUAAUUAGAUAGUUACAUAAUAAUAAUUAACCUUUAAUUAGAAAUAAUAUUGUGUAAAGAUUUCGCAAUUAUAUUUUUCGAUUUUGUAAUAGGUCUGUUCAUUUCGCUUGUCAAUUUAUGAAAAAAGUUUUUUUGAAAGUUGUAUCGAUUCUCUAUUUUCAAAAAGGCUAUCACACUUCCAGCUGGCCAAAAAGUUGCUAUUACAUUCUUUGUAUUAUUAUUUUUUUAAUUUACCUAUAUAUUUAUUUAUUUUUAAUAAAAUUUGUGGCAGUAGUA